AAUCAGCGCACGAUUACGACGAUGGUCGAUCCUCGAGACCCGUCGUCGUCGCCACAACGACGGCCAAACGACUCUCAAACGACUGCGACGACGGUACCGGCGACGGCACCGGUGGUUGCGCUGGACCGUAGCACCCGUGCUACGAUUGGUGGCUUCUCGAAACUUGAAGGCGCCGUCUCUGGCCACUCACUACUCGACCGCUUCAAGCACUUGAUGGUGGCGGUCGACGGUCCGAGGCGCGCCAGACGAAUGGUGCGGGAUGCUAUACGUCUGAUUUGUUUGUGCACGGGCGCUGGGUUUGAUCCGCGUGCCGGCUGGAACCGAGCAAAGGCAUUGCGACCUGGCGCUUGGGACGAAGGGGAUGGGUAGGUGACUGGCCUCAAUCUUGGCGACGAAGUUGGCGACCGUGCUAGGUCUGCAACGUGGGCUGCGUUGCGACGGUACAGUGCAGACGUCAUCUGCGGUGACAGAAAACGCGCGUAAAAAAUGGACAAGCUUCGGUGCUGGCAUGCGUGAACCGUGCACAGCUUCAUCUCUACAAGGUUUUAUCUCGAUCUCUCGCGGCCACUCGUACAACGCGUCAAACAGUACUUCGUGAUAUCGCUGGACCG
Molecule: messenger RNA, 611 nt
Organism: Saprolegnia parasitica CBS 223.65
Lineage: Eukaryota; Oomycota; Saprolegniomycetes; Saprolegniales; Saprolegniaceae
Exons: 2
Coding region: 22-369 (115 amino acids)
Source: RefSeq, a predicted model, not a curated record